Peronospora matthiolae is the source of this 870-nucleotide messenger RNA. The record is from the annotation of a GenBank genome assembly. NCBI's taxonomy places the organism in Eukaryota, Oomycota, Peronosporomycetes, Peronosporales, Peronosporaceae.
AUGAACAGCGCGGAACUGCGAUCGCGAGACGUCGUGAGAGUGCUCACGAAUGAGCACAUCAAGAGGCAAGGUGACAAGACGACAUCGGUGAAGACUGAAGAUACGGCGAAGGCGUUCAGUACCGAGCGUGAACCUCGCCAAUGUACAUACUGCGGAAAAUUGGGGCACACGGCGGAGCGGUGCUGGACCAAGCAGAAGGACGAAAAUCAAGGUGGAGCUCGACGCGGCGGCAACAAUGCUCGUGGACGCGGAGCCAACAACGUUCAGUGGCGAACCAACAACAACAACAACGACGACAACUACGAUCGAGUUGCGUUCGCGGUUUCGCUGGAGGCUGGACUUUCGACGGGCAAGAAUAUGCCAGGGAUGUGGGCAGUCGACAGCGGUGCGACGCAUCACAUCUGCAACGACAAGGCCAAGUUUGCAAGCCUGAAUGAGCGAGAGGAAGGCGAACUAUCAGUGGAUGAUAGAAGGCUGCGAUCAAGGGACGCACUGUUCGUACCAAGUAUGAGCAAGAAUCUGCUUUCGGUGCCACAGAUCAACAAGGGUGGCAGGUUCCAAGUCGUGUUCGAUGGAUCCAAGAUGCAAGUGAAGCGCAAGAAUUCCACACAAGUCGUGGCAACAGCGGAUCUCGUCGAUGGACUUUACUGGAUGCGGACUCCUCAACGAUCGGCAAAUGCAGCAGCACGCAAUGGGACCAUCGACUUGCAUGCGCGCAUGGGUCAUGCACCCCUCGAAGUUCUGCGCAAGAUGGUGGCCACCGGCAUGAUCAAGGACGCAAAGGCACCUCUCAACUCGACUGGUCCAAGUGUGUGUCGCGGUUGCCAGCAAGGAAAGAUGGUCCAAAAACCAUUCCCAAACCAACCGUGA